GCCUCGGCUGCUUUGGCUUCAGAAUAAGGGCAACUUUUUCAAAGCCAUAGGAAAGGGAGCCUGCUGGGGGCUGGCAUGGCAGUGGGCAUUUAAGGGGAUUCGCAGGAAGAGCUGGAAACGCCGGCCAGAAAAGCCUCGCGCCCUGUAUGGUGCGAAGGGAAGGGAAGGGAAGGGAAGCGUCGUUGCAGCCGGAUUCCUUUGGCGCUGCCCGGCAGACAGACUCGGGGGUGAGGAUGGAAAAAAAGAACAUGGACCAUUACCUGCGCCGCCUGAAGCAGGAGCUGUUAUCUAUGAAGGAGGUUGGGGACGGACUGCAUGAACAGAUGAACUGCAUGAUGGGUGCUCUGCAAGAGCUGAAACUCCUCCAGGUCCAGACGGCGUUGGAGCAGCUGGAGAUUUCAAGCCAGCCAAACCAGGUCUCAGGAAUUGGCCAGCACCAGUGUUGUCAAAGCAAUAGAGAAGUGCCAAGGUUAAGACGUGAAGCCAGCAGGCAGAGUGAGAAACUGCUGGGAAAGAGUUCUUUGGGGAGCUGCAGCUCUUCGGCUUUUCUAUGCUCUGCUCAGGUGCCACAACCCACCAGCCCGCUUUUCCAUGUUACUUCACCACAUAGUACUUCUGGGCACAUGAAUUCAUCCCUUAGUAGCAUCAGCAGUGAAGACUACUAUCGUGCCAGUGGGCCUUCAUCAACAGUGAGCACAGCAGAGUACCACUCACCAAGGACACUUGAAUCAUCCAGUGAGCAUAUGUCUAGAAGCUGGUUUUCUCAUGAUACAAGCAGUUUGUCUGAGAGUAAAUUUGGAUGCCAAGAAUGUCAGUUCUCCGAUGAGACCAGUGACUGGACUUCUUCACUCAUGUCUCAAAGCAGGAACCGACAGCCUCUGGUCUUGGGCGACAACAUCUUUGCUGAUUUGGUUGGGAACUGGUUGGAUUUGCCUGAGAUAGACAAGAAAGGGGAGAAGAAUGAGUCUUUUUCAGGCAGCAAAUCCCAGGAGUUGUGCAGAAAGUUUUCUCUCACAGCCAGUAUAUUCAAGAAGUUCUUAAGGAGUGUCCGACCAGAUCGAGACAGAUUGCUUAAGGAGAAGCCUUGCUGGCUGCCAACAGAAGACAAAGAGGCUGAAAUCUUAAAGAGGCCCAAAAAAGUAAACAAACAAAAGGGAACCUUUUACUUCCCCCUUCAUGGGAACAUAUCAAACACUCACGACAAAGCCGAAAGGUGCCAAAAGAAGGAAACUAGCAAGGCCAAGAACAAACAUUGUUCCAAGAAGGUGCACAACUCGAUAGAGCACAGUCAGUCAGGGUUUGAUUUUAACACAGCUGUAUGGGUCUGAAUUCCAACAUCAUCUCCUUUGCCAAACUAGUCUGUCCAAACCAGAGUGGGAAAGGUAUGAGAAAUAUCUGGCAUACGUGGAUUUGGAUAAGGGGGGAAAAACAGAUAGUCGGUACAAAACACAUCCUCAAAUAUAACUCCCAGGAGAACUAUGCAUAUUUGAAAAAUGAAGUCAGAUUGUGUGCAGAAUCUCUCCAGAGCUGAUACCUGUGAUUAUCUUUUCCUCUUUGAGGGUCAGAGGAGUGUGUUAAUUAGUUGGUUCCUCCAUCCUAUCAUCUCCUAGAGGAUUCUAGUUUGCCACCCAUACAUAUUCAGUUCAUUUCGAAUUCAGGUAGCCAUGGAAUGUUAGGUCUCAAUGUACAUUUGUGUGUGUGUGUGUUUAAUUUUUUCAUGUUAAAUUCUACUUUUCCUUGUGUGCACUACAUCCUGGAUUAUGCACCAGGUAAAUGAAUAAGCACUAGAUGGUUAAAUUGAGUGUGAGGCUUGAAUUUCUCUAACUGGAGAACUUUAAUGGCUGAGUGAAAUUGGCUUGAAGCAGUCAUUGCACUGAGUAUUGAUUGUUCUUUUCUAAAGUAUUAUCUCUGGUUCACCUGCUGUGGUCUGUACUGUCCUUGGGGGUGUCUGAGGAGUGCUGUGUAGUAAGUAGCCAUCCCACUGCUGCCACUGUAAGGUUACCAGAAGUUCUUUACCCCUUACCUUCAAAGCCUUAAACUCAGAUUCCACACUGAGGUCCCAGGUUGCAAUAAACCCUUUCCUAGUUUUGAUGUUUCUUUUCAUAUUUCUUGUGUAUAGAUUUAAUCUUGUGAUAA
Eublepharis macularius is the source of this 2136-nucleotide messenger RNA. RefSeq names its product inka box actin regulator 2 (gene INKA2). The record is from RefSeq and is a predicted model, not a curated record. The transcript has 2 exons. NCBI's taxonomy places the organism in Eukaryota, Metazoa, Chordata, Lepidosauria, Squamata, Eublepharidae. Gene Ontology annotation, cellular component: nucleus. Gene Ontology annotation, molecular function: protein kinase binding; protein serine/threonine kinase inhibitor activity. Bases 147 to 1328 code for a protein of 393 amino acids.